AUGGGUAAAUACGACAAGAAGCAGGGAAAGGGUCGUCUCGACAAAUGGUAUAAGCUCGCCAAGGAGCAAGGUUACCGUGCCCGUUCCGCCUUCAAGCUCAUCCAGCUCAACAAGAAAUACAACUUCCUUCAGAAAUCAAAAGUCCUAAUCGAUCUUUGUGCUGCACCCGGAGGAUGGCUCCAAGUCGCCGCAAAGUACAUGCCCGCCUCCGCACUCAUCUUGGGUGUGGAUUUGGCGCCGAUUAAGCCAAUCCCCAAGGUUAUUACGUGGGUUGAUGAUAUUACGACCGAGAAGUGUAGGCAUCAACUGAGACAGCACAUGAAGACCUGGAAGGCGGAUACCGUGUUGCACGAUGGUGCGCCCAAUGUCGGUGCCGCAUGGUUGCAGGAUGCCUACUCCCAAGCCGAGCUCGUCUUGAAGUCAUUGCAGCUCGCAACCGAGUUCUUGGUUGAGGGCGGUACCUUCGUCACCAAGGUUUUCAGAUCUAAAGAUUACAACAACCUCAUGUGGGUCUUCAACCAGCUGUUCAAGACCGUCGAGGCUACUAAGCCGCCAUCAUCUCGUAACGUCUCUGCUGAGAUUUUCGUCGUGUGUCGUGGAUACAAGGCCCCGCAUAAGCUUGACCCUAAGUUCUUGGACCCGAAGGCGGUUUUCGAGGAUCUGGAAGCGCAGCCGGAGAAUCAGGAGGCGAAGGUUUUCCAGCCUGAAAAGAGGAAGCGUCACCGUGAGGGUUACGAGGAGGGUGACUACACUCAGUACAAGGCCAUUCCUGUUAUGGAUUUCAUCACCAGCGUAGAGCCUAUCCAGCUUCUCGGUCUUUCAUCAACGUUCACUUUGGAAGCGGAUGAUGAGCAGACGAGGCAGAUCAAGAAGAUGGAGGAGACUACACCUGAAAUUAUCGAGUGCUGUCGUGAUUUGAAGGUUCUCGGUAAGAAGGAUUUCCGAUCUAUUCUCAAGUGGCGUCUUGCUGUCCGCGAUGAGCUCGGUCUUAGCAACAAGUCCAAGCCUGCAGAGGAGGAGGAGAAGGUGGAGAUCACCCCCAUGGAUGAGGAGGAACAGCUCGAGCAGGACCUCGCCAACCUCAACGCUGCCGAGAUUGCCCGCCGUAAGCGCGACAAGAGGAAGGAGAAUGAGCGCAAGAACAAGAACAUUCAGAGGAUGCAGAUGAACAUGCUUACGCCGCAUGACUUGGGUACCGAUCAGGCUCAGGACGAGACCACUUUCUCCCUGAAAACUGUCGAGAAGAACGGUGGUGUUGACAAGGUUGUGAAGGGAAGCAUGGAUGCGAUUCCAGAGGAUGAAGAGGACGAGGAGGAAGACUUCGGGGACGACUCAGACUUGGACAGUUCUGAUGAGGUUGACCGCUUGGAGUUGGAGAUGGAUGCCAUGUACGAGGACUACACCAACCGGAAAGCCGAGGCGAACGCCAAGUUCCGUGCGAAGAAAGCUCGUCAGGAGGUUGACGGUGGUGAGUGGCGCGGUAUCGAGGCAAGUGAUGCUGAGAAUGAGGAUGGUGAGGAUGAUGAGGGCUUGGGUGCGAGCGUCUCUGACGCUGAGAGCGAUGAGUUGGAGAGUGAUGAUGAUGAGCCCAGAGUGAAGAAGUUGUCAACGGAUCUUCAGGGCGAGGACCUGAAGGCGGAUGGUCUGAGUCGACGGGCAAAGCAGUUCUUUGACCAGGAUAUCUUCCAGGGUCUCGAUGACCUUGACGAUCUGGAAGACGAGGAAGAGGAUGAGGACGUUGAGAUGGGCGAGGAAGUAGAGGACGAUGAGGAUGAGGAUAUGGAGGGGCUGCAAGCGGAGGAGGAAGAUAGCGGUGACGAGAGCGAGCCUGACUUCGAGAUUGUUCCUAGAGAACCCGAGGCGCCGGAGUGGAAUGGAGUUGACUCUGAUGAUGAGGGAUCAAAGCGCAAGAGUGGAAAGGGUCUCGAUAUCAUUACCGAGGAGGCCAUGACUCUCGCUCACCAGAUCGCUACCAAGCAGAAGACCGCCAAGGACGUUGUGGACGAGCACUUCAAUAAGUACGCCUUUGCUGACCGCGAUGGUCUGCCUACGUGGUUCUUGGAUGACGAGAAGAGUCACUCUAAGCCUCACCGUCCUAUCACCAAGGAGGCCGCUGCUGCUAUCAAGGACAAAAUGCGCGCUUUGAACGCUCGCCCGAUCAAGAAGGUGUCUGAAGCCAAGGCCCGUAAGAAAAUGAGGGUCAUCAAGCAGGCCGAGAAGUUGGCGAAGAAGGCUGAUUUUAUCAACGAGAACGAAGACUUGACAGAGAAGGAGAAGUCGAAGAACAUUACUCAGGUCAUGUCUAAGCUUGGAAAGGGUAAGCGACCAAAGCAGAAGGUUACUGUCGUUGUUGCGACGGGUUCUACAAAGGGUCAAGGACGUCCUAAGGGUGUUAAGGGCAAGUACAAGAUGGUGGACAGCAGAGGAAAGAAGGAGAUGAGGGCGCUUAAGCGUAUUGCCAAGAAGAAGAAGUAGGCAGUUAGAUGAUGUGUUAUUAGGACAUGAUAUCAGUCGAUU
Messenger RNA from Saitoella complicata NRRL Y-17804, 2517 nucleotides. RefSeq lists its product as uncharacterized. The coding region runs from base 1 to 2475 and encodes 824 amino acids. Gene Ontology annotation, cellular component: preribosome, large subunit precursor; nucleus; nucleolus. The transcript has 2 exons. Gene Ontology annotation, biological process: rRNA methylation; maturation of 5.8S rRNA from tricistronic rRNA transcript (SSU-rRNA, 5.8S rRNA, LSU-rRNA); maturation of LSU-rRNA from tricistronic rRNA transcript (SSU-rRNA, 5.8S rRNA, LSU-rRNA). Gene Ontology annotation, molecular function: rRNA (uridine-2'-O-ribose)-methyltransferase activity; rRNA (guanine) methyltransferase activity. Lineage: Eukaryota; Fungi; Ascomycota; Saitoellomycetes; Saitoellales; Saitoellaceae. The record is from RefSeq and is a predicted model, not a curated record.